Molecule: messenger RNA, 360 nt
Organism: Suillus subalutaceus
Lineage: Eukaryota; Fungi; Basidiomycota; Agaricomycetes; Boletales; Suillaceae
Exons: 3
Coding region: 1-360 (119 amino acids)
Source: RefSeq, a predicted model, not a curated record
AUGCUCUCCUCAAUGGUUCAAGAUUUGCUCAAACAAAUGGGAGGUAAAGGCUCAUUCAUUUUCGUCAAACGCUUCAGCGACGUCAAGCCUGUGUUUCACAUUCGGUCAGCCAGAGAGAUCAUCGCUGGGCAUUUCCAUACCAUACCCGAUGCACCUGUGAGGAUGGCUUCUGAGACCAUCCAUUCGAAACCUUUGUUGCUCCAAGCCGCCAAUGAUGUCUCCAUCAGUAUCGUCUUUGUGAAAUGCGAGCCUUUGGCCACAUACCUCGUAGAAGAGGCAACAAAAGUCGACCAUUUGCCUUACGAUUCUGACAGUGGAAUCAUAAUGGAGCUCCUAAUGCGCGCCUCUGGGGCUACCUGA